AUGACCAACGGACUGGAACCGACCAUGAACCAGGCCCAGCAAGGUCUGGCCUUCCGCCAACUUGAGAUCCAUUGGAAUGGAGGGUUGAUUACAGCGUCUGUCGCCGUUUCUUUCCUGGGUGCCUUCACGACCACCCAGAUGCUGUGUCAAGCACGGUCUUCUCGAUACUUUUCAGGUGUUUUGGUCUGGACCAUAUUGGGGAGCUUGACUUUUGGCUUCUGUUCAAUCUGGAGUCUACACUUCAUCGCCAUGUUGGCGUGCGAGCUUCCUCUUCUAGUCCGGCUGAAUGUCCCGUUGACUGUCCUAAGUGCUAUUCUAGCCGUGACCUUCACGUUCCUCGCCUUCGCUUGGGUCCUGAUGCGCGAUGGAUAUCUACGCUUUUUCAGGAAGAGGAAGCCGAGGACGAUCAAGCGCGAGAGCAGAAAAGAAGUGGCAAAAAAUCUCACUGGUAGCACGGAGGCUCUCCUUGAAACGCGAGCCUCGGUGGAGUUUGAACCGGAUGAAUUCACUUUGACAGAGCACACAAAUGGGUCUAUACGUCCAUCCCUGGCUAUAGACGACAGCGGAGCAAGCAGGACCUUGGGCCCUUCGGAAGACCAUUUCGCAGGUGGUAUGUUUCCAAAUGACACUUCCACAGAAUCUCUCCAUUCGCCUCAACGGCUACUAUCACAGCUAAAUGGGACGUGGAAGCCACCCUCUUCCUACGAUGUCAAUGAAUCUUCCAUCGUAGACGAGUCUGUUGGCGAUACCGAAAGCCACCCUAGGAGUUCGGGUGACCGAGAACGAUCUCGUCGCUCCUCUUCAACAAGUUACUCAGAUGGAAGUAGUUUGAAUCUUCCAGGAUUUAUGAGCGUCAAACUCCCCAAGAGUAUUGCCAGCUCAACCACCAACGUUCUCAUCGGAGUCGUACAUGUGCUGUACCGUGGUGCGACAUGGAAAAACGUUGCGAAGGGGUUCACUUGGAGCCUAGCAAAUUCGAGUAUGCACUACGUAGGCAUCUUCGCUCUGAAGAUACCUAAGGGCCAUGUCACACUGCAACCCAUGGCAGUACUUCUCUCUGAAAUAAUCAGCUGGAUUGUAUGCACACUGGGCUGCAUCUUGAUUCCUCACGUCGAAGUCGAUCUCUCACAGCAGCUCAUUUUCUCGGCCGUCGUUGCGGCCGGUGUUGCCGGUAUGCAUUUUACUGGAAUAUGGGCGGUGACUUUCUGGUCUGAAGCGGACGAGACAACAGAACAAGGAUACCCUCCUAAUCUGGCAGUAGCCGUAACCAGCAUUGCCGUUCUGACAUGUAUGCUUGCGAAUGGCCUACUCGCACAUUCUGCCACACUGGAUCGAAAUAAGCUGGUUGAAAUCGUCCAAACGAGGAGGAAACUGUGGGCGGCUAUUGCACAAAAAGAACAUGCCGAGGCUGCUGCGGCAGCAAGAAGCGAGUUUAUCGCCAGUGCAAGUCAUGAAAUUCGAACUCCUCUACAUCAGUUACAGGGCUAUAGCGACCUCCUCUCUCGAACGACAUUGAACGACGAGGGGCGACUACUUCUUCUCGCGAUACAACAAGCUACUAGAUCGCUUUCUAUGAUUACGGCUAACGUUCUUGACUGGUCACGCUUAGAGAAGGGGGAAGCUAUAUAUCGACCGACUAGUCUAGACUUGAGAAAAGUCUGUGAAUCUAUCCUUAAUAUUUUACCUGGUAAGGACGAUGAAGUUAAUAUGGAACUAAUGAUUGUCGUGGCUCCUGAUGUUCCACAAUCCCUUUUCUUGGACGAGAUAUAUCUCCAGCGAAUCUUGAUGAAUCUACUCACUAAUGCUAUGAAGUUUACUCAAUCAGGGUAUGUGAUGCUCUUAAUAGCAACUAAGAACGAUAAUUUAGUGGUUACAAUCAGGGACUCUGGGUUUGGUAUCCCUGAGUCCUUUUUACCGCAUCUUUUUGAGCCAUUUAAACAAGCCCAGAUUAGAGGGGCUCAGAGAGGAAAUGGUCUCGGCCUCGCUAUUAUUAGGCAACUAUUACAGAAAAUAGAGGGAACCAUUACGGUAGAGAGCAACUGCCAACAAACGGAAAAUGUGGGAACGGAGAAAUGUGGCAGCACCUUUACUGUCAGGAUCCCUGCCUCAUUUCCAACGAGUGCCGAGGACAGUCUCGGCUCACUAGGAUCGAACGGUCAAUUGGCCCUGCUUCUAAACCACAAUUUUCGAUUCGCCGAAGGGUUCCAGCUGGCAUGGAAAACCUACGGAUUCGACUUGAUUCUACCUGAUCUAGGAGACGAAAUACCGGACUCCUGGAGAUACAUAUGGACCGAUUUAACAUUUCUAAGGGCACACACCAAAUUACUACACCAGAUAGUCAAGCUCCGAAACCAAUUCGUCCUUGUAUCAUAUGAUUCGCAGGCACUUUUGGAAGAUUCGUUCGGACCCAUUCCUCUGCCACAUAUCAUACCGGUCAAGAGGCCAUUUGUUUGGCAUCGAAUUGUUGAGAGUUUGACAUUGGCCGUCCGUACGGGUCGAUCGUCAAUUGGUCGAUCGGUUCGAUUUGCACCGCUGGUCGAUAUUGUACCCAACGCGGCACCGCGUCAACCGAGCGAGACGGUGCCUCUGUAUGGUCCGACCGUACUCCUUGUCGAAGACAAUAAAAUCAACCAAAGACUAGGUGUCAAAAUGCUGAGGAUGCUCGGGCACAAUUCUAUCGUGGCAGAUGAUGGUCAGGAUGCAAUCGAUAAACUCGUCGAACAUAGUCAAGAUAUUGCUCUGAUACUGAUGGAUCUGUCAAUGCCACGCAUGGACGGCAUUACGGCCACUAAGCGGAUUCGAGAGAUGGAGCAAUCAGGGCUACUUCCUCGGACCAGAUGCCCCAUCGUCAUGGUCACGGCAGAGGUCGGUCCAGAUGCGCAAGCUCUGUGUAUGUCAGCAGGGACAGACGCGUUCGUUCCAAAGCCUUUAGCCUUGUCAAAGCUCGAGAACACGCUCAAAAAGUUCCUGGGCUGA
Exophiala bonariae is the source of this 2976-nucleotide messenger RNA. RefSeq lists its product as uncharacterized. Gene Ontology annotation, biological process: phosphorelay signal transduction system; phosphorylation. The transcript has a single exon. The record is from RefSeq and is a predicted model, not a curated record. NCBI's taxonomy places the organism in Eukaryota, Fungi, Ascomycota, Eurotiomycetes, Chaetothyriales, Herpotrichiellaceae. The coding region runs from base 1 to 2976 and encodes 991 amino acids. Gene Ontology annotation, molecular function: phosphorelay sensor kinase activity.